AUGGCGCUGACCGCCUCAGCCAUUCCCUUCCAGCCGGCUGGUUCCCUUGUACGCAAAGAGUUUCCCUCCUUGAACGAGACAGGCCCCGGCAACUCAACUGGUAUCAACGGAACACACCACAAUGGAACACACCACGGCACCCACCAAAGCAACGCAGCAAAGCGCUCCGUCUCUCCUUUCUGGAAGAACCACAGCAUGGAGAAGAGGACGGAUUGUGUCAGCACCCCUUCAUCAAGCACCAGUGACACGGACGAUGGAGGAAGGGGCAUCACCAUUACAAACUCGGACAGCGAGAGCCGGGGAUACUAUGUGUAUGCCAACGGCUGCGACACUGUCCCCUACCGGUACCUGUGGAUCGACGCCGGUGACUCGGCCUUUAUCACCCUGCCCGAGGCCUUCCAGGGCCGCAUCACCCGCGGCACCGACGAGUACAACCUCGCGGGCUGCACCUCGGAUGAGUGGCUCGGCACCUGGUUCGAGAUUGGCUACGACAGCGACGGCACAGGCUGGGCCGACGUGAGUCUGAUCCGGGGCUGCGACGGCGCCAUCACCAUUGACAGCGGCGACGGCACGGGGGCCUCGACGGGCUUCAGCGAGUGGAUCCUCGACGGCGCCCCCGACUCGGCCUACGCCACCAAGCCCAGCGGCGCCUCGGUGCUCGCGGCCAGCGAGGGCCUCGACGGCGUCCUCAACACCGUCGUCCGCGACUGGUACAUUUCCGAGCUAGGCACCACCCAGGCCUACGUCGACGACUACCACGGCAACCCCGUCAUCACCUCGAGCAACGGCCGCUUCAAUACCACUUGGCUCGAGGGACGACCUUAA
Pestalotiopsis fici W106-1 is the source of this 825-nucleotide messenger RNA. RefSeq lists its product as uncharacterized. The transcript has a single exon. The record is from RefSeq and is a predicted model, not a curated record. NCBI's taxonomy places the organism in Eukaryota, Fungi, Ascomycota, Sordariomycetes, Amphisphaeriales, Sporocadaceae. Bases 1 to 825 code for a protein of 274 amino acids.